AUGGCGGCGAAGCCGGCCGAGCUGAUGGGGGUCUGCUCCAGCUACCAGGCGGUGAUGCCCCACUUCGUCUGCGUGGCCGAGGAGUUCCCCCCGCCCGCCCGCCCCGCCAAGGCCCCCCGCGGGAAGGCGCGGCGGCCGCGGCAGUCGCGCUUCAAGACGCAGCCGGUGACUUUCGACGAGAUCCAGGAGGUGGAGGAGGAGGGGGUGUCCCCCAUGGAGGAGGAGAAGGCCAAGAAGUCCUUCCUGCAGUCGCUGGAGUGUCUGCGGCGGAGCACCCAGAACCUCAGCCUCCAGCGGGACCGCCUGGGCAGCUGCCGCCUGCGCAACAGCCUCGACUCCAGCGACUCGGACUCGGCCCUCUGAGGGCGGGGAG
Molecule: messenger RNA, 373 nt
Organism: Gavia stellata (red-throated loon)
Lineage: Eukaryota; Metazoa; Chordata; Aves; Gaviiformes; Gaviidae
Gene: C7H11orf96
Product: chromosome 7 C11orf96 homolog
Exons: 1
Coding region: 1-363 (120 amino acids)
Source: RefSeq, a predicted model, not a curated record